Dacryopinax primogenitus is the source of this 375-nucleotide messenger RNA. RefSeq names its product DUF1748-domain-containing protein. Gene Ontology annotation, cellular component: cytoplasm. The transcript has 4 exons. The record is from RefSeq and is a predicted model, not a curated record. NCBI's taxonomy places the organism in Eukaryota, Fungi, Basidiomycota, Dacrymycetes, Dacrymycetales, Dacrymycetaceae. Bases 1 to 375 code for a protein of 124 amino acids.
AUGUUCGGCCUCGGAAAACUCUUCCACUACGCGUUCGACGCGGUCCUUAUUAGUGCCUUCCUAGCCGGUGUGCGGAGGAGUACAGGCCUAACCCCAGCAUUAGCGCUGGUACCGAACAAGGAUAUACGUCAACUGCUGAAAAGCUAUCUUGAACUCGGAGAGUACACCUUCGACUUUGCCGUAGUGGUAUUUGGAGUAAGCCGUUGUAUCCUGGCUUCGUUUUCUAUGGGGUUGACACAGUACUGUAGCGGUCGAGCUCUUUUGAGCGCAAGCGUUAGACUUGACCAGGUCGACACAUCGUUCUGUACCCGCGGUACCGUCCGGCUGGUACGGAUUCCUCUACCCCGUCUGUACAGAAUGAGUUCUCAUGUUUGA